GACAGCAGAUACAACACGAAAAUAUAUUAACGUAUUUUAAGCGAAACCACUGGCUAAUCAAAAUGUAACGAAAACCAAAGCGGAAGUUUCGAUUUUAUAAGACACCUGAAACAUACAUCACAAUCAGAGAGCAUUCAUUUGCACGAGCAGUAUAAAUGAACGACACUUUUUGGUCACAAGAUUUACAGUCCAGUCCAGCAAUUAACAGCUAGGUACAAAAUCAGACAACAACGACACACACUUUUUGGCCACACGCAUACGUGCAUACGCAUGUACAUAUAUAAAUUUGGACUCAACACUCACUCUCCCACAUGUCUCUUCCCAACGCUACCACAUAAGUCUUAGCAGAAGCAGAUCCAACUGUUUUAACGUGUUCAAACCAGCAGCACAAACGUCAAUCGAUUGUACAUAUACGUACAUAUACGUUAAUUUUUAAAAUGGCAGAGGAAGAUUCCAUUGCACGUGUCGAAAGAACCGAGCUUCCAGCUCCAAUGAUAUCACGAAAGGAAGUCAGUAUCUGGGCCAUUCUCAAGAAUUGCAUUGGAAAGGAUUUAAGCAAAAUUACCAUGCCGGUAAUGUUAAAUGAACCCCUGAGCUUUCUCCAGAGGCUGUGCGAAUAUAUGGAGUAUGCACAACUGUUGACACAAGCAGCACGACAGGAGACUCCAGAAGACCGAAUGAAAUAUGUUGCAGCUUUUGCCGUUUCUGCUUUGGCUUCAAACUGGGAGCGACUCGGAAAACCAUUUAACCCCCUUUUGGGGGAAACGUACGAAUUGCAGAGGGACGACUAUCGAAUUGUUUGUGAGCAGGUCUCUCACCAUCCUCCGGUUUCUGCAUUUCACGCAGAGUCCAAUGAUUUUAAAUUCCAUGGUUCUAUUAACCCAAAAAUAAAGUUAUGGGGAAAGAGUGUCGAAGUAAAUCCCAAAGGCACGGUCACCAUUGAGUUUCCAAAAUGGAAGGAAUCUUACACCUGGACUAAUGUUAACUGUUGCGUGCACAACAUUAUAGUCGGAAAGCUUUGGAUCGAGCAGUAUGGAAAGAUGGUGAUAACAAAUCAUUCUACCGGUCACGUCGCGAACCUAACAUUCAAAUCAGCUGGGUCUGGGGCCAAACACUUGCACCGAGUUGAGGGCUUUGUACGAGAUUCCAGUGAAAAGAAUAUAUUCUUCCUGUAUGGUAAAUGGACAGACUUUAUCAAAUGCUGCUCUGCGGAAUCCUAUGCGCAGUAUAUAAAGCAGGGCACCAGAAGAAAUGACGAUGGUGAGUCCGCUGAUUCACCGAAUGGAACCCCGAAGAGGAUGUUUUCCAAAUUGAACAGCUUCAAGCUGAGCUCUUUUCGCAGCAUGUCCAUUCAAGAUAACGACAGCAUUCCACCUCAAGAGCAAGAGACAAAUGACAUACCAAAGAGCGACUCUGCAUAUUCGCUUGAUGUACCAGACUCCACAGUAUUAUGGAGUUGCAAGCCACGACCUUCCAACUGCGACGAGUACUACCAAUUUACGAAUUUUGCGCUGCAGCUUAAUGCAAUGGAUAGAAAUAUGAAACCACCGCUAACACUUUGCCCUACCGACUCGCGUCUGCGACCUGAUAUAUUAUACCUAGAAGACGGAAAUUUAGAUGGUGCAGCAAAGGAGAAGACUCGUCUAGAGGAAAAACAAAGACACACUCGCAAGCAUCGAAAAACCACCAAUGUCGAUGAUUGGACACCGAGAUGGUUUAAGAGUGUAACCAACCCCCACACCAAAAGUGAAGAUUGGAACUAUAUUGGAGGAUAUUGGGAUCGUAAAUACGACAACGCCAAUACAAUAUUUUAGAAAAAUUUUAGAGUAUACAUGUGAUUACGUAUUAUAUAUUGUAUUUGUAUAAAGUUUGUGAGGUGUAUUCACUAAGCAAUCGUUGGUAACUGGAUGUACGAGUAUGUACAUGGUACACGGCUCAAGUCAGACAAUUGCGUUGAAUGAAGCACGUAAUCGCAUAUGAUACGAGCUUUUGGCAUACCUAAAAACACAAUCCAGUCGCACAAGCAUCCAUUGAUUGUUUUAAAGCAACUAUUAAGUUACAGCUUACUUUUCGUAGUCAAAUAUAUAUCUAUGUGUGUAGGUGUUAAUUAUCUGACAAUUCCAUAUGAUGCAAAUAAAAAUGUUAUUCAGU
Drosophila obscura is the source of this 2151-nucleotide messenger RNA. RefSeq names its product oxysterol-binding protein-related protein 2. Gene Ontology annotation, cellular component: cytosol; intracellular membrane-bounded organelle; membrane. The coding region runs from base 438 to 1814 and encodes 458 amino acids. Gene Ontology annotation, molecular function: sterol binding. Lineage: Eukaryota; Metazoa; Arthropoda; Insecta; Diptera; Drosophilidae. The transcript has 9 exons. The record is from RefSeq and is a predicted model, not a curated record.